Molecule: messenger RNA, 3694 nt
Organism: Danaus plexippus (monarch butterfly)
Lineage: Eukaryota; Metazoa; Arthropoda; Insecta; Lepidoptera; Nymphalidae
Gene: m
Exons: 12
Coding region: 207-1730 (507 amino acids)
Source: RefSeq, a predicted model, not a curated record
UUUCCGUUCGCCUUAGGACCACACGUCGCGCUAUCACACACAAUAUUACACACGUGCGACCCGAUUUUUACGUUCCAUAUAAGUGAUUGUGAUAUCGGGAAUUUGUGUACUAAUAUACGAUUGUCCGCAAAGUGCAGUGUCGGAUAUGAUCUGUGACAUCUCGGUUAAACGAAGGUGACAAUAGUGUUAAUGUCAAAUAGUGUUGGAUGAUGAUAGAUCGGCGAACGAAGAACACCAGUCGACGGAAAUUUGGUGAUUGGACCAAAAUGGCGACCAAGGUCGCUACACAGAUAUCACAGAAGACCUUCAUCUGGCUUUUAUUGGCUUUAAUAAGUACAAGAGCAAAAGCCGGUGAACUAUGGCCUAUGGAGCGACCGGAAGGAAUGCCGGUCAUACAAUCUCUUGAAGUGAUGUGCGGCAAAGACCAUAUGGAUGUUCACCUCACAUUCUCACACCCCUUCGAAGGAAUCGUCUCCUCUAAAGGUCAACACGGCGAUCCUCGUUGUGUGUACGUCCCGCCAUCAACCGGACAGACGUAUUUCUCGUUUCGAAUCGCAUACGCCAAGUGUGGUACAAAACCAGAUCUCCACGGGCAGUUCUAUGAGAACACGGUGGUAGUUCAGUACGACAAGGACUUGCUAGAAGUUUGGGAUGAAGCGAAGCGUCUCCGGUGUGAGUGGUUUAACGAUUACGAGAAAACAGCAUCAAAACCACCAAUGGUUAUCGCAGACUUGGACGUAGUUCAGUUAGAUUUCAGAGGUGACAACGUUGACUGCUGGAUGGAAAUCCAAGCGGGUAAAGGACCCUGGGCUGCCCCUGUCUCCGGAAUUGUACCUCUCGGGUCAACUCUGACAUUAGUUGUAGCCAUUAACGAUUAUCGAGGUGAAUUCGAUAUGCGUGUUAAAUCUUGUGCAGCGUCUGACGGUUCCGGCCAUGUUAUACAGCUGUCUGAUGAGUACGGUUGCGUUCUGCGCCCUAAAAUGAUUUCCAGAUUUCUCAAAGCGAAAGCCGUGGAUGAGCGAGCAACAGUGAUCACGUACGCAUUCUUUCACGCGUUCAAAUUCCCCGAUGCGCUGAGCGUUCACAUACGAUGCAAGGUGGAAAUAUGCAGGCAUGGUUGUCUAGAUCACUGUCAGCUGGCUGGCAUAGCGCCUCAGAGACAGGGGGCUUUAGAUAGAAAGGAUGAUAGAACGCAGCAGGGCCAUAAUGAUAUCGGUGACUCGCUAGAAGAAUCAGACCUCAGUCUGGCAGAGGAUCACCAACGACUGCCGCUGGAAGAGGCCUUUGGUGAUGAAGUAUCUGGAGACGCGGUGCCCUCCCCAGCACCUCAACGAGCGCCCGCACCUGUCGUCGAAGCGGACUCCGAUCAUAUGUCAGCUGUUGAAGAACUUGUAGAAGCACUCGCACGACCUUUCACCGAUCGCCCAUCUGAUCUCGGUGAACGAGAGCGUUUCCCUCACGGACCACGAAAUCUUGGCUCCAACGUCAAACUAGAACCGGGUGAUGGCGUGAUAUCCGCAAAACAUCCCGGACCAGCCGUAGCUGGUCCUAGGUCCUUGCGCAAACGAAGAACAGUGAGGGAAUCCAGAUCCGCGGAUGUUGGUGUAUCAGGAAUAUACGAUGUCGUCUCGGAGGCAGAUCUCGCCUUUGGACCUACCAGGGAACCCGUUACUGUAUUCAGUGGAAGAAUACGCGAAGAGGUUGUAUACGGAUUUGCAUGGGCGCUGUGAGCUUCGGCGCUUUAUUCGCUUCAGCGGCUGGAGCCGCUGCGGGCGCAGCGCUUGCAGCGGCUAUAUUGUUGCACAAACUCCGCUCGAGGACUCAAGCUCCAGUGACUCCCGCUAUCGCCUCUAACUCGCUCGCCGCCUGGAUGGCUUUAAGACUUCUCGGAUCACCACAUUCGCGUGAAGGGUGAUAAUUAUUACAUAUCUUAAUUAUCUGUGCCAACACCAAAAAGUAUAAACGACUCUUACAGUUCUUAUAUACAAAGCACAGAUUAUCUUACAUCUGGUAUGUUUUAUUAUGACACCAAAAAAGUAUUGUCAUUAUUAUUGACAGUGAAUCUUUGAUAUAUAAAGCACAGAUUUUAAUAAAUAUAAUCGUAUAUUUUUUUCAUUAAUCAGUUUGAGACCAAAAAGUGUAAAUGAUUUGGAGACAAGUGCAGAUUAAAUAAUUUUCGUUAAAUUAAAAUUAAUUUUCGUCUCCUACCCGGUUUAUAAUAAAUUGUGUCCAGCACAAAAAUGUCCUUGAGAUAUUUAAAAAAUAUUACUAUAAAUAUACGAUAUAUGAAUCACUGUUAAUUUAAUAUUAAGUUUUAGUUUCAAAAACAUUAUUGCUCUUGCAAGACUUCUAUUAUCUGGACACUAUCCCCAUUAACGCAAUAACUUUGAACCCAAAUACAUAGUUAUAGUAAAAAAAUGAAUGGUACUAAUGAAACGAUGGUGCUAAGUCAGGUUGUUUUGAUUUGAUCGCAGUCGCUGUUGUGAACUCACACGUAGGAUAAGUUUGUACAGACUUUAAUAAUUUAUAAUCAUUACAUAUAAAUAAUAUUUCUUUGUUUAGAUGUUAAGUGUAAACGUCGAGUCAUGCCAUUAGAAUAAGUUUAGAUAAAAUACGCUCUUGUAUGAGGCAAGGUAAACUUUUACGACUAACAUUUCUUGUUAAAUUUUUAUAACAUUUAACAAAAAUUAUUGCCAAAUUAUAUUAAAAAAUUCAUUAUAAGUGUAUCCGUUUAUGUAUAAGUAGUUAUAAAAAGUUCGAUAGCAGAUUAGAACAAAAGGAAAAUGAUUUUUUUAAAACCGCUUUUACGAUUACCUGUGGUGCUGCAACAAAAUACUGAUUGCGCGUCUUAAAGGAAUCCUUGUAUUGUCAAAACAUAAACAUUUUCUUAUUACUUCGUGAGCGUUCGUGAGCGUUCGUAAGCGUUCGUAAGCGUUCUUCAGGUAAACAUUAUUUGAUUUUGAACUAUGUAUAAUGUAGUCUUUUAAUUUAUGUCUUUGUAUAUUUAUACAUAGAAUUAGUUAAGUUAUUUUUUAGCUAUUGUUACUGUGGAAUACGAACCAUCAAUUACAGCUAUGACAACAAUAAAAAUAUUCAAAUAUUUUAAAAUCGCAUUUAUCUGCAUUUAUAACUAAUUUACUUAUAGAUAUAUUGCUCAAUAAUUAUUUUAUAUAUAAAAUUAUAUAUAUAUUUUUAUAUUAUCUUAGUUAUAAUUAGUAUAAUUUUAGUAUUAAUUUUAUUCUAGAUUCUUGUAGGGAUUGAAAGAUCGCGUGUAUUCUUGAUCAAACUAUGUCUUCAUUUGGGACUAUGCAAAUUCGUUUACAAAUCUUUUUUCGCAUAACCCACAUAAGGGAUUCUUGGUUAAUAUUCUGUAACUACAUUGAGAUCUUUCAAUCGAUAUUAUAAAUGGUAUGAUAUCUACGUUAUCAUAUCAUGCCACCCAAAAAUCUUGCAUUUAUUUUUACUAUUACAUAAUAAGGCAACACAAUAUUCCUGUGAAUAUUUUUGUUCUAAGUGCAAUUUUUAAGUACAUAUUCGUUAGUCUAUCCAGAUUUAAGUACGUUUUAUUCGAUAUGGUUAUGGUUUAGCGUUUAUAUAUUUCAUAUGAAGAUUAUUUAUUGUAAACUCAAUAUAUUUAAACAGUAUGAAUGUGUAUGUAUGUUUUAUCGGCGCAUUUGUUUAUUUUUAACCUAAU